Molecule: messenger RNA, 2933 nt
Organism: Coregonus clupeaformis (lake whitefish)
Lineage: Eukaryota; Metazoa; Chordata; Actinopteri; Salmoniformes; Salmonidae
Product: tricarboxylate transport protein B, mitochondrial
Exons: 9
Coding region: 239-1192 (317 amino acids)
Biological process (GO): mitochondrial citrate transmembrane transport
Source: RefSeq, a predicted model, not a curated record
CACUAGCCUACUGGCAAUGGAGGAGUGAGGAAACUUCGCCUGUCAAAAGUGCAGAGGCAACAUUACCUUUUGUACUGUGCCAAGUCCAAUGAUCAACACGGCCUUUGUAAGUGAUCGCAUAGCAAUUUGUGCACAGAGCAGUAGAGUGCACGGAGGCUGACGAUCGGGAGAGAGAACUAGUGUUGUCGUAGAAUAGAACAAGUUCUAGGUUGUUUUUGGGGGGGCGAUUGUUUCCAAUAUGUCCGGGAAUCCCACAUUUGUGAGUCCCUUCCACAGACCCCGCUGUUUGGCCGCCGCCGCACCAGCAGGGAAAGCCAAACUCACCCACCCGGGCAAAGCCAUUCUAGCAGGUGGUAUUGCUGGAGGAAUAGAGAUCUGUAUUACAUUCCCUACAGAGUAUGUGAAGACUCAGCUGCAGCUGGAUGAGAAGGCCAACCCUCCCAGAUAUAAAGGCAUUGUUGACUGUGUGAAGCAGACGGUAGACGGUCAUGGGGUGAGGGGUCUGUACAGAGGGCUCAGCUCACUGCUCUAUGGCUCCAUACCCAAAGCAGCUGUCAGGUUUGGUAUGUUUGAGUUCCUCAGUAAUAAGAUGCGUGAUGAGAACGGGAAGCUGGACAGUACCCGGGGUCUUCUCUGUGGUCUGGGGGCAGGAAUGGCUGAGGCUGUGGUGGUGGUCUGCCCCAUGGAGACGGUCAAGGUGAAGUUCAUCCAUGACCAGUCGUCAGCCAACCCGAAGUACCGGGGAUUCUUCCAUGGAGUCAGGGAGAUCAUCAGAACAGAAGGCCUGAGGGGGACGUACCAGGGUCUGACAGCCACGGUACUGAAACAGGGAUCCAACCAGGCCAUCCGCUUCUAUGUCAUGACCUCUCUAAGGAACUGGUACAAAGGUGAUGACGCUAACAAGGCCAUUAACCCUUUGGUCACGGGAGCAUUCGGAGCCUUCGCUGGAGCUGUCAGUGUGUUUGGAAACACUCCUCUUGAUGUCAUCAAAACCAGGAUGCAGGGUCUGGAGGCUCACAAGUACAAAAGCACCCUGGACUGUGCCGUCAAGAUCAUGAAGCAUGAGGGACCUAAAGCGUUCUAUAAGGGUACAGUCCCCAGGCUGGGCAGGGUGUGUAUGGACGUAGCUAUCGUCUUCAUCAUCUACGAGGAGGUGGUGAAGGUCCUUAACAAAGUCUGGAAGACGGACUAAGACCACAUUUGUGACGACCAGCGGAGCAGAGAACAGCCGGGAAGACGGGGCUGGCCCGCUGACAUCAUAACUAUGGCCUGAUUCCAAACCCAAUCCUUUCCUUAGGUUAUCCAUGACUAGCAACAUCCUCACAGAUCUGACAUGACUCUCUAUAUUUCAUUCCAGAAAGUUGUUCUCUGUCCCCUACCCUUGUUUACUUUGGUAGUUGAGUGCACUUCACCUAAGGCGCUAUAGGAUUCUAUUGGGGAUACUACUAUCAUAUUGUUUAUACCUACUGUCUCUGAUCUUCUUAAGAUCCGCAAGGGGGAGUUAGCAAGGGCAUAGGGGGUAGGGUGAGGGAUUGGGCCUAUGUGACUGAAAUAUGUGAACACUGUGUCAUUCCAGAGAAGUGUCGUAGACCGACGGUGCUUCAGUUCACUAAUGGCAAUUAUUAACAUCUUAUGUUGUACGUUAACAUACUUGACUUAAUCAAAAAUGAAACGAUACUUAUAAACCCCCAAAUAAUGUGAUGUAGAUCAACAGAAAAUACUUGAAAUGAGAGAGGAGGAGGCUCACAGAGGCUUUUAACUCCAAAGGGCACCGUGUACAUUUUAACAGGAGAUGGUAUUACCCAGGGAAAUGGGUCUGGUAGAGAUCAUUGUUUUACCCUAAUAGCAGUAUAACAGACAUGUAUGUUUGUUCAUGUGUCAUAUGGGUGUUAUUGUCCAGGUUUAAUGCAGGUGAAAUGUUUUAGCUGCUUUACAUACCUGAGUGCUAUUACAUCACAAUGCCUUAUAGAUCAUUAUAUUCAGAGAUAUCUUUAUGGUAGAAAGCUAUUAUAUGUAGUAACCAUGAUUGUUGUGACCAUAGAAUUAGAACUCUGUGUUUAAUUGCUACUCAUUCUACUAAUUCUAUACUGGUGAAGACCCUGUUUUUGGUGUCUGUCAAAUACAGAGAUGUACAUGUCAUACGGUAUACUCAGACAUUCUGCAGAAUGCACCAACACUUUUUAAGUUAAUUCCAUAAAAACAAUGACCAAGAUUGAGAUGAUGGUGGUGAGGGUGAUGGACUUUGCAGUUAUAUAUUUACAUAAUGAUUGUUUUUUUGGGGGGGGUGAAUGUUGUAGGAAAGUGCCUGCAAAUGUAUCUUAUGAUUGUUUUAUAAAUCUGAUAUAAGAUGUCUAGUGUUACUAAUGUCUAUAGUUGAAAUGUUUAAUGUUGUAUGUCUUAGCUGGGUCAGUUCUUCAUUACUGUCAUACAGUAUGACACAAUAACACUUAAUUGUUGUUUUUUAUUUAAUAUAGACAGUAACACAGUGCAAUGAGGCCUUGCUGAGAUGUUUUUAUUGCCAAAUAUGAUCAGAUCUACUGGGACUAGUUGGCAGUAUAGCUUACCAGACAUCAUCGUAAUGCAGCCUUGAGUAAUUCAAUGUGAUGAGAUUUUGUCUGGUAAUGUUCCCUGGCAGUAUUAGAGUAGUCUUUAAUUUACAAUUUAUGCUUACAUAUUUUCUUGGUGGUGGACACUGAUUUUUAUUUAAAAUGACUAGAUUUAUAUUCAGGGUGGGCUCCAGGCAUAAGCGACAAGCUCAGUCAGGGUGUCAACUUACUUUGGAGAGUUAAAAUACACAAGGUGCAAGUUCGAAAUUUGGUUGUGCAUCAACAAUUGUUCUAUUAUGUCAGUCACUAGCUAGGUUUCCAUCCAAUUGGCGACAGAUUUUCAUGCGAAUAUCCUAGAAUCCGCAUAAAUAAAAUAUGUGCAUUUUC